ACUGGAGGCGGAUACGAGUCUGACCGUUACUACACUGUAGAUGCUCAAAUGAAGAUGCCAGGUGCACACACGUACAGGUCAUGUUUGCUGCUUUUAGCUGUAGUUUUCCGUGUCGGGACGUCGGCAGAGGUCUCCAUAUGGAAGGUGGACAUCAACUCGACGCAGGAUGCCGUGUUUCGAAAGACGCUGUACGCCAACACCACCAUCUUCAUGAAGUUCCAGGGGAACGCGGCGUCAUGUGACAGAGACCUGGCCUACAACAUCAGCUGGUACCUGCGCUCCUCUGUUUGCUACAACGAGGUCUUCAACACACCUGAUAACAAAGCGAUGAACAUGUUCGGGAUGGACCACAUGUUGAAAGACGGCUGGAGCGGCUUCUACAGUCAGGGCUACAUGUACUUUGAAAACUGCUCCUCCCUCUUCUUACCAAAGGUGUAUUACCCCUACUUCAACCCUUAUCAGCCCCUCAGCAGCCCAAAGAGUGACCCAUCCAAUCAGAGCGUCGUUUGGCCCGACAAGCCGGAUAUCGGUGCAGUGGCCAAAGCCUGGGAUGACAGUCCGUACCUGUUCAUCGUGAAGGUGCAGCCUUUGUUCAGAGGAGUGGAGGAUGAAGACGUGGAUCCUGAUCAGCUCAUCUUCGCCUUUACGAUGAAAGUUGAGAUGAAGGGACCACAUGACUACUCCUCUCCAGCAGACUGGCCUCUGAUGAUGUUCUUCAUGGUGAUGUGCAUCGUCUACGUGCUGUUCGGGGCUCUCUGGCUCUUCUGGUGCGCGUGCUACUGGAGGGAUCUGCUGCGGAUCCAGUUCUGGAUCGGUGCUGUCAUCAUCCUCGGCAUGCUGGAGAAAGCUGUCUUCUACUCCGAGUACCAGAGCAUCCGCUACAAAGGAGACUACGUUCAAGGUGCUGUGAUUUUUGCCGAGCUGCUCUCUGCACUCAAAAGAUCUCUGGCCAGAAUCCUGGUCCUCAUCGUCAGCCUUGGUUACGGUAUCGUCAGGCCGAGGUUGGGCACCACGGUGCACCGGCUCGUAGCUGUUGGUCUUCUCUACUUGAUUUUCUCCUCUGUGGAAGGCGUGCUGAGAGUCACCGGUGGUUUCUACGGGACGGUUGCCCUGGUGGCAAAUCUCAGCCUCUCCCUCAUCGACUCCUGCGUCAUGUGGUGGAUUUUCAUCAGUCUGUCUCAAACCACUCGCCUCCUGAAGCUCAGGAGGAACGUGGUGAAGCUCUCCUUGUAUCAGCACUUCACCAACACGCUCAUCUUCACCGUUGUUGCUUCCAUCAUUUUCAUCAUCUGGACCACCAAAGUCUUCAAGCUGGUCGACUGUCAGAAGGGCUGGACCGACUUGUGGGUGGACGAUGCCUUCUGGCGUCUCCUGUUCUCCACCAUCCUGCUGGUCAUCAUGGUGCUGCUGCGGCCCUCCGCUAACAGCCAGAGGUUCUCUCAUUCUCCUCUGAUUGAUGAAGAUGAUGAUGAAGAAGAAGCAAAGGAGCCCAUGCUGAAUGAGGCGUUUGAGGGGAUGAAGAUGAGAGGCUCAAAGCCCGACACAAACGGCUCCCAGAAGCUGCUGAGUAAAGAGGACGAAGACCUGAAGUGGGUCGAGGAGAACAUUCCUACAACAGUUGCCGAUGUAGCGCUCCCUGUGAUGCUAGAUGAGGAAGAGGAAAUCCUGAAAACCAAGAUGGAGCGAUCCAAGAUGGAGUAGAGGUCAAUAAGACGAGACGAUGUGAGAAUCAAAAAGAAGGUUAAUUCAUCGAGGCAGCGAAGAAUGCAUUCUGAGUAAUCAACCCAAAACAAAAUAAUGUGGGCAAAGCCGCCCUCUCUCUCUCUCCGGACACUUUACAUCCUCAGUUUAACUUCACCUGUGUUUACAGGUGAAACGAGCUCAGAGAAGCAUGAGUAAUGUGUUAAUGAAAAGGCAAUACGAUGUUAAUGAGAAGCUGAAGAUGAAUAUUUAAAGAGUCUAAAAAGAUCUCCUUCUUCAGUGUCACAAACUGGAGCAGAGACUUUACAUUUUAUCACAAUUAUUUAUUCUAAACUUCUCCUGUGUUUGUAGACAUGUUUAACAGGAAGUGUAGUGUCUUUGCCCUUUGCCCUGAGGUACACCGCCCGCCCCGUGUUGCAGCAGCUCUGUGUGAGAUGACUACAGAUUAAUGUCUAAUGCAGUAUGCAGCAUAUACGACAUACAACAUACGAUAGAAGGUUUGGAAAACCGCCUUGGAGGACGAGGAGGAGCAGAGGGUUUUAGUGUCUGUUUGGUGUCAGCAGUGUGUCCUCUGUGAUUGAUUACAUCCCUCAUGAUGUCUUUGUUUUUACUCCUGUUUUAGUUCUCCAUGCGUCCAGAUCAUUUCAUCGUCCAAUCACAGAGGACUGUUAAAUUACCUCACUUUAUAUGUGAGGCUGCAGGCUUUAGUUCUCUCCUCAUCAUGACGCUUUGUCAUAUCGUACAAACAUUAGAGUUUGUGUUUGUGGAUGAACGUCAGUGAACAGAAGUUAUCGUCUGUUCAGAGACGAUCAGACACGAGAGGGAGACAGACGCUGCUCUCUGAUUGGUCACAUCGAGUUCAAACAUCAUUUCUGACACCAUGUUUUUUGUUAGUUUGGACGUUACGCUCGUUACUAGUUAAGAUGAGCCUUACGUCUCCAUGGUAACCAAACAAUGACACAACCUAAGCCACAAA
Molecule: messenger RNA, 2677 nt
Organism: Labrus mixtus (cuckoo wrasse)
Lineage: Eukaryota; Metazoa; Chordata; Actinopteri; Labriformes; Labridae
Product: transmembrane protein 87A-like
Exons: 20
Coding region: 49-1701 (550 amino acids)
Biological process (GO): retrograde transport, endosome to Golgi
Cellular component (GO): Golgi apparatus; Golgi cisterna membrane
Source: RefSeq, a predicted model, not a curated record